Messenger RNA from Zootoca vivipara (common lizard), 1795 nucleotides. RefSeq names its product zinc finger protein RFP-like. Gene Ontology annotation, molecular function: zinc ion binding; protein binding. The record is from RefSeq and is a predicted model, not a curated record. Lineage: Eukaryota; Metazoa; Chordata; Lepidosauria; Squamata; Lacertidae.
AUGGCUGCUGCUGGGGGUCGCAUCCAGCGUCUCCAUGAUGAAGCCACGUGCUCCAUCUGCCUGGAUUACUUCAAGGAUCCAGUCAUCAUCCCAGAGUGUGGGCACAACUUCUGCCAGUCCUGCCUGAUCCAGUACUGGGAGGAAUCGGAGGCAGAGGCUUCCUGCCCUCAAUGCAGACAAAGAGUCCAGAGAAGGGGUCUCAUCCCCAAUCGGCAACUGGCUAACAUGGUAGAAAUAGCUCAGAAUCUCAGUCUUCAAAAGGGGAGAGAAGGAGGAGGAGGCAAAGGGAGAAUGUGCGAAGAGGGAAAGGGAGAAGGAGGGAAAGGAGGAGUCUGCGAGAAACACCGGGAGCCCCUGAAACUCUUUUGCAAAGUCCACGAAGCCCCCAUCUGUGUGGUUUGUGACAAAUCAAAGGAACAUGCAAAUCACAAGGUGAUUCCUCUGGAGGAGGCUUUCGAGGAAUACAAGGGAGAGAUCCGUCGCCGCCUGGAGAUUCUGAGGAAAGAGAGAGAGGAAAUUAUGGCCUUUCAAGCAGAUCUGGACAAGGAAAGCAAAGACCUCCUUAAACUAACAGAAAUUGAGAGGCUGAAGGCUGUGGAGAAGUUCAGACAACCGCGCCAGUUCCUGGAAGAACAAGAAAAACAUCUGCUGACUCAUGUGGAAGAGGUGGAGAAGGAGAUUGCAGGGAGAAGGGAUGAGCAGCUGGCUAAACUCUCCAGGAAUCUCUCCUCUCUUGAAAGGAUCAUCCAGGAGAUGGAGGAAAAGGGUCAGCAGCCAGCGAGUGAACUCCUGCAGGAUGUGAGAAGCACCUUGCAGAGGUAUGAGAAAAGAGCGAGUCCAGAGAAGCCAGUGGCUUUUCCUGCAGAACUGAGGAACCAGUUGGAAUCCUGCGUUCUAAAUCACCUUGUGGAGGAUGCAAUGAAACAAUGGAAAGAUGCUAUGUUAUUCAGAAAACAGAUUCAGAAAGAUGUUCAGUCAUUCAGAAAUCUCCAGAGAGCAAAUGUGACUCUGGAUCCAGACACAGCCCAUCCCAGGCUCAUCCUGUCCAAGGAUCGGAAAGGCCUGAGAUGGAGAGAAUGGGGAUACAAUCCUCAAGACCUGCCCAAUAAUCCUGAGAGAUUUAGCCACGAGUUUUGUGUGUUGGGAUAUGAGGGAUUCAAAGCAGGCAGCCAUUUCUGGGAAGUCACUGUGGAAAGUGGGGAAAGAUGUGCUUUGGGGGUUGCCAGGAAGUCUGUGAUGAGAAAGGGCCACUUCUCCUCAGGCCCUGAGCGAGGGAUCUGGGCUGUGUGGAAGUCUGGAGGCAAGUACUUGCCCUUCACCACCACUUAUUCGUCUUGUUUUUCCCAGAGUGAGAAGCCCAGGAGGAUCCGGGUGACUCUGGGCUAUGAAGGGGGACGUGUGUCUUUUUCUGACGCUAACUCAGGAGCGGAACUCUACACGUUCUCAGGAGCCUCGUUCUCUGGAGAGACCCUCCUCCCUUUCUUUUGUCUGUGGGGAAAUGAAACCCACCUCAGAAUCGCCUGAGGAGACUAAAUCUGCCUCUCGGGCCCAGUUGGGAGUUUCUCUCCAGACCAGAGUGACUGAUAUAAAAAACAUUUACCAGCCAAGAACACAUUGGGCAGUUUUUCAAGGGGAGCUUUGAGAGGAUUCAUUCCACUCAAAAUCAGCAGAAAUAACAAAAACAAAAAUGGGUUUGUUUUUGCUUUGCAUUUUCCUUCCUUUUCCCAGAAUUCCCUCUGCAGCUUACUUCUUAAAGAGACAGUCAUACUUCUAACAGUUCCAAUAAAUAAUGAUA